This is a messenger RNA of Cydia fagiglandana, 8740 nucleotides long. RefSeq names its product multiple epidermal growth factor-like domains protein 8 (gene Megf8). Gene Ontology annotation, cellular component: Golgi apparatus. The coding region runs from base 321 to 8678 and encodes 2785 amino acids. Lineage: Eukaryota; Metazoa; Arthropoda; Insecta; Lepidoptera; Tortricidae. The record is from RefSeq and is a predicted model, not a curated record. The transcript has 22 exons. Gene Ontology annotation, molecular function: calcium ion binding; protein binding.
GUCAAACGAAUGUCAAAACUGACUGUGAGAUUCGUGAAUUGUUUGUUUUUACGAAAAAACACAUUAGAAAGUGCAAGCAAACAAUAUACAUUUAUUAUUCGAAGUCAGAAUAAUGCGGAAAUAUUAGGUUUAUUCAAUCAAAUCAAAGAUCUCAGGAGUCAUUGUGGCAUUCAUCGUUUAAAGUGGUUAGCCUUGAAGUAGAUGUCAUCUAUUACGAUAAAUGAGUGCUUGUUUAUUUUACAUUUAGUGAUAUUAGUUGUGAAUUCACGAUUAUAUGGCUUUGAUGGUUGACUUAUGUUUUGCGGCAAAUCGGAAGAGGCAUGUUUUUCCCACGGAAUCGGGAGAAGGGAGUAGGCUUAGUCGUCGUGAGUUGGAUCUGCCUGGCCGUGCUGUGCGCCGCGUCCUCGGCGCCCUGCGACAAGACGCGCAGGGUCUUCACCGAGCCCAGCGGCGUCAUCACCGACGGACCUACCGACUCUAACUACACUCAAGACUCCCAUUGUGAAUGGCUUAUCAAGGCAGCUAAUAAAAGCCAGUUCAUAACAUUGAGUUUUCUGCGUAUGGGCACAGAAUGUUCUUAUGACUAUGUCUUUGUGUAUGACGGAGACUCAUUCGAUGCACCAUUACUUGGAAGCUUUAGUGGAAAAACUGAACCUCAGAAUGUGACUGCCUCAAGUGGAUAUAUGUUAAUAUUGCUGUAUAGCGACACCAAUUAUGUUCUUGACGGUUUCCGAGCAACAUAUGCCAUACAUGACUGCCCCAACAACUGCACUGGCCACGGGUUGUGUGUGCAGCACAAGUGCUUCUGUUUUGGCACCCGCGGCGGGCAGGACUGCAGCUUGCAGCUCUGUCCUAAUAAAUGCUCAAAUAAUGGACAGUGCAAAGGAGAUAGAUGCUUGUGCAAGAAAGGUUUUUCCGGCGAGUCUUGUUCCUUGAAGAAGAACGACAAGGUCGGCAACAGUUGGCACUGGCUGUCUCGCUCGGAGAGCGGCAUGACACGCCGCGCGGCCCACUCCGCGGUAUACGUCAACCACACGGACUCUCUAUACGUAUUUGGAGGAUAUGAUCUGAAUAAAGUUUUAGGCUUAUUAGAAGUUUAUAAGUUCUCAACUAGUCAAUGGUAUGAUGAAAAUGGAAAAGUAUUACGUAGAUAUCCAACUAAUGAGGAAAUAGAUCAGUCAUUUUUGACUCUCUUUACAAAGGGCAAUACAGAUGGCAGCUGGCAGAUAGGCAAUAGGAGUUCUUUAUUCAAUUUACUUUUAUCCUCGGUAUCACACCAUGACAAAACCACAUUACCUCUAAUGUAUUCACAUUCACCAACACCUUAUUCCGAGAGUUAUUUACAUUUUACCGACAAGCCGGACUUUUCGAAUGCUAUUAUGAAGUCUAAUGAUACAAAACCCGAGCCGAGAUACGGGCACUCUGCCUGCGCUUUCUCUACUGGUUUUGUUUUGUAUGGUGGGAAGCUAUCGGACGGUAGUUUGUCUUCGGAGCUAUGGCUGUAUGAUGCGGAGACUAACAUAUGGACACUGAGAGCUGUGAAUUCUUCAUUCUUGCCUCCUGGAUUAACUAGACAUACUCUAACUGCUGUUAAAGAUGAACUGUAUCUUUUUGGAGGUAGUACGGUAGAUGGAGAAUUUUCUUCAAAUAUGUAUAAGAUAAAACUAAGCGAGCCAAAUACGGAGAGUUGGGAGAAGGUGCAGGUCCGCGGCGGCAAGGAGCUUGACGUGCGGGUAGUCGCGCACACAGCCGUCUAUCAUUCGUACUCUAACUCCAUCUUGGUGUAUGGAGGCGUUGUCGCUAGUGUGGCGAGAUUUUCAAAACUGACCGAUAGAAUGUUUGCGUUUGAUAUUGACAAUCGACAUUGGAGCGAAAUACACUAUCCCAGGGCGCAUUUAAGGGACACAUACGUACCGAGGGAGCGAGCAUUUCACACAUCGACAAUAAUCGGAAAUUACCUGGUAGUGUUCGGUGGUUACUCACACCGGCACAACAAAGAGGAGAUAUGCUACGACGGUCAGAUGUACCUGUACCACCUGGGCUGCCACGCGUGGAUCCCUCUGGAGGUCUUGGGCAGCCCUCGCGAGUUCUACCCUAAACGGCAGGGCGUAUUUGCACAUGCGGCAGCCUUGAAACAUCCUUCGACGUUGCUCAUCGCUGGGGGAUAUCAUGGGAAUGUCAAUGGUGAUCUGCUAGCAUACGUGGUGCCGAGCUGGCAGGCGGGCAUCAGCAAUAACGACCCCGAGUCAGCGUGCCCGCGGCAUCAGAGUCAGCCGGAGUGCCUCGCGGACCCCGAGUGUGGCUGGUGCUCUGCAGACGAUACUUGUUACGGCAGAACGAUCGGCUCAAACUGCACAACUAAUUUACAAUCCAUCCGCUGCGGCGGCAUCUGCCCAGCGCUGGGCGAGUGCCACUCGUGCCUCAUCCACGGCCCGCCGCCCGGCCGCGCGGGCUCCCGGGCCCCGCUGCCGUCCGUCAGCACCAAGCUGGGCCUGCACCAGUGCAGCUGGUGUGUGCAGAACGCGCGCUGCCACCACAAGGACGAUAACUACGGUGUUUGUGGCGAGGACACGCCUUCCCAAAACCCAGGCUGGUGGGGCACCACCGGCACCGAAGUGACGACCCCAGAGGAAUGCAAAGAUUUAGACAAGCGGCCCGGUCUAACGUUCCUCCGAUACCAGCAGCCGGCAGACUGGAACCAUCCCGAUGGGGUGUCGGUCGUCAACGCGACGACUGUCGACUGGGCCACCGGCGGGGGAAGCAAUCAUAUCUUUACUGGUUCAAGCGAAGCGCGACUGAGAGGUUGGCUGCGCAUUCCUCAGCACUGGAACGGAACGGGAGAGACCCUUCAUGUAUGCGCCGGCUAUUCGAAUAUAUCGCUCGCGCUCGGGCCCAAGACAGAAUCUAUAGCCAACUUAACGGCCCAGCCGUCUGCCUGUUCUAUCGUCGACUGGCCGUCGCUGUUCCCCGGCAGGCUCGCCGUCGACAUGCACGCUAAUGAUACGUUACAUACGGGACUAUAUCCUUCUCACCAUCAUGCGAAGAUGGAGUUGCUACAUAAUAAAACCACAGAAACUGCUAAGGUAUUUACAUUCGAGUUCCUGGAGCCGUACUCGGACGGACAGUGCCAGAACUACGACAAUUGCCUGCUGUGCCUCGCGGACGCGGCGUGCGGCUGGUGCGAGCUGACCAACAAGUGCGAGCCGCGCGCCGCCGACGAGCGCGCCGUGUGCGCCGCCGAGGCCGGCGCGUGGCGCUACCUCACGCUGCAGCCCGCCGCCUGCCCCAACUGCUCCAACUACAUCAGCUGCGAGCGCUGCGUCGCCGGCAACUACUGCGAGUGGUGGGCGGACGAGGCGCGCUGCGCCCGCCGCGGCCGCGCCGGCGGCGCCGUCGUGGAGCCCAGCGAGUGCCCCGCGCCCUGCCGCACGCGCCUCGCCUGCGAGCACUGCCUCGACGAGCGCGGCCGCUGCGUCUGGUGCGAGGCCACGCGCCAGUGCUUCAGCUUCAGCGUCUACACCAGCGAGUACCAGUUCGGGCUGUGUCGCGAGUGGCUCGACCGCGCCUCCUCCGCGCCCGCCGCCGACGACGGCGCGCGCAAGGCCGGCCAGUGCAAGUCCUGCCAGGCGCACACGCAGUGCUCCACCUGCCUCCGCUCCAUGGGCUGCGGCUGGUGCCACUCGCACGAGAACCCGAUCACGGGCGCGUGCACGGAGGGCGACUUCACGCGCGCGCACGCCGACUGCGCGUCGCUGCUCAACGUGUCGGCCGCCGACGCCGGCUGGGCCUACGCGCAGUGCCCCGACGUGGACGAGUGCGGCCUCAAGCUGCACGACUGCCACGAGCACGCCGUCUGCAACAACACGCACGGCUCCUACACGUGCAAGUGCAAGCAGGGCUACAGCGGCGACGGCCGCAAGAGCUGCGUGCAGACCUGCUACAACAACUGCAUCCACGGGUACUGCCUGGGGGCGCCGCACUACAAAUGCCACUGUGAUUUAGGCUGGACGGGCGCCGAUUGCUCCAUCAAUUGCGGCUGUCACAAUCAUUCGACGUGUCGCACCGGCGUCGGUCGCUGCGACGAGUGCCAGGACUGGACGGAGGGGAAGUUCUGCGAGUCGUGCAAGCCCGGCAGCCACGGCAACGCCACCACGGGCCAGGGCUGCCGCCGCUGCGACUGCAACGACCACGGCGACGAGACGCGCGGCUUCUGCGACGUCGCCACCGGCGAGUGCAUCUGCAAGGACAACACUGAAGGGCAGAACUGCGAGCGCUGCAAACCAAAGUUUUACGGCGAUCCCCGGCACGGCGGAAAAUGCUACUACCAAUGCGAGCCCAGGGGAAUGCUCAACGCGUCGCAGACUGAGGGUAUAGGUUCCUAUAAAAGCGACCCGGACAUUAAGAUCAUAGGCCCUUCGAAAGAGUGUCUAUGGAUUAUAUCGGCUGGGGACAUCAAAGAUGCGAUAAUUCAGUUUACUAUAAAUUCUUCUACGCUGAAUGUACCUUGUGAUGAAAACGCGGUAUACGUGUACGAUGGGCUUGGAGGCGUGCCAGAUAUGAGCAAUAACCAACAGAGUCAAUUGCUCGGAGUUUUCUGCAAUGGAGCAUCGUCAGGCAUCGUGGAAGCGCGCAGUGGGAACCUAACGGUCCAUUAUAAACAGGGGCAGGUGGAACAAGGAUUUGAAGGCGUCUACAAAUCGUUAGCGUGCGGUCUCUACUGCCCGUGGCCGAGAGUGUGCACCAAGGGUCACUGCGUCUGCCGCGAAGGUUUCGGUGGGCCCGAUUGUGAAGUGGACAUUUGUCGCAACAACUGCAGCAUGGCUCAUGACGCCGGAACAUGUGAUCCCAGCUACGGCCGCUGUCUCUGUAACGAAGGUUACGGCGGCGACGACUGUUCUAUUAAACUCGACAAAACGCAACUCGUGUUUACGGAGCUUUUCAAUUCUGAAUACUUAUCCGACGGAUUAGAUCAUCUUAGAAAGACUUUGCCCAGAUUCGGGCACAGUUUAGUAGCAGACAGACGAGGGCUGUGGAUGUUUGGAGGAUACUCGCUGUCGCACGGACCGCUGAACGAUAUUAGAUUUUUUGAUACAAAGAAUAACACUUGGAUGCAAGUUACCGUCGAGGCGACCCCUGAUGCUAAAAUGCCUGAAGGGCGUUACUUCCACGCAUCUGAAAUUUAUCAUUCAAAACAGAACAUUUAUAUCUACGGUGGACUUAGUUUACAAGAAAAGAACGGUCAGAAUAAGACAUUAGGAGAUUUCUGGCAGUUCAGCUUAAAAGACCAGAGAUGGAAUAUCAUUAACAACAAAGAGAAACAACCGCCUCCGCUCGCAGGCCACACCCUGACGCUUCAGAAGUACCAAGAUUACGAAAGUCUGGUGCUUAUCGGUGGAUUCUCUUUAGAGGAGGGGAUGAUGGCCGAUAUCUGGGAAUUCGAUCUUGACAAUGAUAAGUGGAUAAAAUUGAAUUGCGCGGGUUCUAAGCCGACCGGUAUCAUAGGACACAGCACAGUGUACCACGCGCCGUCGCAGAGCUUGUACGUUUACGGGGGGAUAUUGUAUUCUUACAACGGGACAUCGCUUUCUAACAAACUGUUUGCGCUCCACUACCCGACUAAGAAAUGGAGUGAGCUGCCGAACUUCCCCCGCCGGAACCAUUACCAAGACCUGCCGCAGCCGGCGUACCUGCACUCGGCCGUGACAACCAACGAGUACAUGGUAGUGUUUGGCGGUCGCAGCGACCCUGAUCACAGAUCUGACUCCCUCAUCGCCUACAUCUAUAGUUGUAACCAGUGGGUCAGGCUUGUCAAAGGUAUCAGUAUCGUCGGCCACCCUCCACCGCCGACGAUAGCCCACGCGAUGGCCAUCGACAUGGAAUCCGAGAACGACGGCUACAUCUACAUCAUCGGCGGCUGGACCGGCAGCGCACACUGCCAAGUCACCCGCAUAUCCCUCCCCGAGGACCUCUGCUCCCUCUGGAGCGCGAGCAAGCUGGAAUGCCGCAGCCAUAUGGGCUGCAGCUUUUGUAGUUCCGGAAACUACACUAAAUGCUUCUCUGUGAACAAGCCCGGGUGCGAGAGCAGUGAUAGGGUGUCGACGAAUUCUGGGGAAGCGUGCGAUAUGGAGCUUGUUGCAAGGCGCGCCUGCGAGAACUAUACUACAUGCGCGUCCUGCCUGGCCGCUUGGCCGCUGUAUCCUGAAGAGAAACCGGCGUGCCGGUGGUGCGAAUCCUGUGCCGCUGCUGUUGGUGAAUGUGUUCCUACGGACGAGUCGUGUACCAGUAUAAAGUGCAAUGCUGGGACCACCUACAUCAGCGACGUCGGCCAGUGUCCGGAGCACAGAUGCGUCGCGUCCGACUGCGAGAAAUGCGUCAAUAACCAGUGCACAUGGACGCGCCACGCUAGCAGAGAAGGACAAAUGACAAGAAUUUCAGAGGAACCGACUGAGCUGUUCAACUGGACUUGCGCCGCAAUAGAAGAGCAAGGUCGCACCAGCAUCCGCCCAAGAACUAAAGAAGAAUGCCCCAGCCGCUGUCAUACAUACACCGACUGCCAAUCCUGUCUGAGCUCCGACGGCGCUGAAGGCGGCUUCGCGGAAUGCCACUGGGCGACAUACUUGGGGAAAUGCAUCUCGCCUGCAUACCAACCAGUAUACUGCGCGGGCGGUGUCUGCGGGCUCGUUCUAACCAAGGCCGAUAAAAACAAAUGCCCAGCGCCUUGCGAUACAUUCGAGCAGUGCACGGAGUGUCUCCACCAUUCGCACUGCGGCUGGUGUGCGAUAGAGGGCGCCAACGGCGAAGGGGUGUGCACGGAGGGCUCGAUAGACUCGCCGCUCGAGUACUCGACGCGGACGUCGUGCGCGGCGGUCUACACGAGCGCGCAUCAGUUGAACGAGACCAUCGACACGUUCUCCUGGCACUACACACGUUGUCCGCCUGAAAAUGAGUGCGAGAAUAAUCAUCACCAGUGUAAAGCAGAUUCUGAGGUGUGCCGCGAUCUACCAGCGGGCUACGUAUGCGAGUGCGGCGCGGGCCACAAGCGCGGCCCCGACGGCUGCACGGCGGUGUGCGCGCAGGGCUGCGUGCGCGGCGCGUGCGUGCAGCCCGACGUGUGCCGCUGCGACUUCGGCUACGUCGGCGCCAACUGCACCAUCCAGUGCCAGUGCAACGGGCACGCGCACUGCGAGGGGCCCGACAAGCUCGACAAGUGUAUCGAGUGCCACAACAACACCAUGGGCAACCAAUGCGAGAAAUGCAAGCCGAACUUCGUCGGCGAUCCGACCGACAACGGGCAGUGCAUCCCUUGCUCGGUGUACUGCCACGGGCACACCAGCAUCUGCACGAGCGAGGAGCGCGACACCAGCGACUUGGACGAGUACUACCAGAGUGCGAAGGCGCGCUGCGUGCGGUGCGCGAACAAUACGGAUGGGCCGCGCUGCGAACGCUGUAUAGAGGGAUAUUUUAGAGGAUCGGAGAACCUUAGCGAUCCUUGCCGGCCUUGCGAAUGCCACGGUCACGGCGACACUUGCGACCCGGUAACUGGCGAGAAAUGCAACUGUGGCAACAACACGGAGAGCGACGCGUCCUGCCAGACGGCCAGCUCCAGCAAGAACUCGGCGCAGGAGUGCUGGCGCUACCAGUGCGUCAAGUGCCGCGACCUGUAUAUGGGCGACCCGCGCAACGGACACCAGUGCUACAAGACCAUCAACAUUGAAAAUAAACUGUGCUUCGAUGGCAAGUCUAUUGAUGAAUGCAAAAUUAAGCCGCGUCCGCUAUACCCCGGUCAGACGGUAUUCGUAGCCGUAAAUCCAAGAUACAUGAACGUAGACAUACGAGUGGUCGUGGACGUAACGCAGGGCGCCGUCGACCUCUACCUGAGCCCCAACGACAGUUCAUUCGUCGUCUCCGUGAACGGCACGCACGGCGCCCACGUUGUCGAGAUCGACCCGGCGUAUUACAAGCACGAACCGUACCGCAAAAUGCCGACCUUCGACGACAACGUCGAAGAAUCGCCGCGCAUGACGUGGCAUUAUGAGAAGACCGAGUACACGCUAGCGGAUUACAAGGCGAAGGAUCUCGCAACUUACAUAACUGUUGACAAGAAGAAUAUCUUGUUGCGCGUGCGUGAACUGCGCAACCGACUCGUUUUGACGCUUCCUGAAAAAUUCCACGAACUUGGACACACUAAAUUCUACAUGAUAAUCCGCGCGCGUCACUCUGAGGACGGCGCCGCUAGCUUCGGCCUGGUGUUCUUCAGACAAGACCAGCUGCACAUAGAUCUGUUCGUGUUCUUCUCGGUGUUCUUUUCGUGCUUCUUUCUGUUCCUGGCGGCGUGCGUGGUCGCGUGGAAGGCGAAGCAGGCCGCGGACGUGCGGCGGGCAAGGAGGCGACAUGUCGUUGAGAUGCUGCACAUGGCGAAGCGUCCGUUCGCGGCCGUGACGGUGGUGCUGCACGGCGCGGGCGCGGGCGCGGGCAAGCGGCGGCGCGCGCCCGACCUGCGCCCCGUCGCCAUCGAGCCCACCGGCGACGGCCGCGCCGCCGUCACCUCCGUGCUCGUCAGGUUGCCGGGCGGGUGCAGCGCCCCGGUGCGGCUGGCGCUGGCGUCGUCGCUGGUGCUGGUGGCGCGCGCGCCGGCCCCGCGCGCGCGCCGCGCCCGCCCGCCGCCGCGCCACACCUAGCCCUGGCCCGCGCGCCCGUACGUCUCCACCCUGUAGCCGUGCGGGCCCCACGUGUCCACACC